Sclerotinia trifoliorum is the source of this 4107-nucleotide messenger RNA. NCBI's taxonomy places the organism in Eukaryota, Fungi, Ascomycota, Leotiomycetes, Helotiales, Sclerotiniaceae. The record is from the annotation of a GenBank genome assembly.
UUGUUUUAUAUUAUUACUAGAAUUGGAUUGGAAGAAAAGCUUCCCCGCAGCUCAAGUCCCUUUUUGACGUCUGGCGCCUUUGACCUUUUUUCCAAUUAUCCACAAUAUUUCGCAACGGUCUACUAAAAUAAGUAAUGUGAGGGUUGUACGUACCUCGUAGCAGGUAAGUACUUGGUAUAAGUCUUACUGUAAGACAAAAUCGCACCAGACGGGUUCAAGCAUCGUAGCACGUUAUGGACCUUUUCCUAAGUAGAGUACAUUAAUAAGUGCACUCACUGCACCAAGUGCACCAAGGUCAAUCAAUCACUUCAGAAUCAAUUCUCUAUGCACGCAGGGGCUCCAGGGUUUAUUUAUUAGCUUAUCAACCGCUUCUUUUAUGGGGAUUCAAAUAGUGUACCGUACUAUCGUCGUCUAACUGUACUCAGGUAUGACCACCCGGAAGGCGAGGAAGAAGGGAGGAGGAAGGGUCGAUCGACGACUCUGUUGAGGAAGACUUUCCAGAUGCUGACGUGCGACAACAGCAUUCCUGCAUCUUCAUUCCUCUCAUCGCGCGAAAACCCAGUCACAGUCCAGUUCAACCCACAAACUUUGCUUCCAUACCUAAUCCAUCUUAUUGUCAACAAAAGGAACCCUUCUUAUGCGACUCUCUCGACCAUCGGCCGCGCUUCCCUGUCCUGUCUGUACAUUAACCCACCAAAAAUUACCCUGACUUCCGGCACGCAUAAAUAAAUUCUAGGGUCACAACAGGGGUAGAAUCCUAAAAUAUAUUAUUGUUCGCAGCUGCAUCCGACCAACUGAGUUGUUUGUUGCCCUUUGAAUGCUUUGAAUCCAACAAGAAUAAGGCUACCACCACGGAUACAUUCUUUCCUUGUGCUCGAGUCAAAUCAGCCUGGAAUUUGAGGGGAAGAUUGUGAAAUUUGAUCAUUUCAUCAUACAAUUUAGAGAAGGUUUCACUGGUAAGAUACUACCUUGUACACUCACAUAAUCUCCAUCCAGAGAUCUAUGACACCAUGUCACUCAAUACUGAUUCACUUUUCACAUAGAGUAACCUUUCUUUCUCUUUUAGCAAGAUCAAUCUGCCGCGCUCGUUUGCCUUCUUUCUCAAAGUCUACGAUUACACACAAGUGCUUCUCAAACAUCCUAACAAAUCAACCCCCUUGCCACAUCUUCGCAACUCUCUCCUCCUACCUCGGGAACAAAGUCAUCUCACAAAAAGGCGCAGCUGAGUACCCAGAAAGCACGGGUAUAUUCCAUACAACCAUCUGAGCUCGUCCGGCAGAUUUCGAGUGGAGUAGUGUCAAGUGCGGGUCGAAGGUCGAGCAGUACGGGAUUUGACCAUGUCAACCCAAGUUGCAACCCCCUCUGGUCCAGAAGGCUUCAGAAUCGCUUCCCCUAAAGGAUCGCCUGCUGGAUAUUUUGACGGAGAAGAUUCGAAAGAAAACAAUACUGGGCGAAAGUCAGUACCACCGUCAUCUCCUGCUGGAAGAAGACAAGGGUCGCCAAUGACUCCCACUAAAAUAAAUAUCCAACGACAGUCCCGUCAGUCGCAGAUCGAAAACGAAAAUCCAGCUCUCCGAGAAUCACAAAAAACACAUGAAAAUGAGAGUUCUCAACAACCAAAAACCUUUAUACCGAUCACUUCUGAAAUACCAUACCGGACACCACCGCCACCACCAACAACUAAUAUCGAGCUUCCACAACAAUCGGAAUUGAGAAAAUCUGGGGAGUCGUCUUCGGCAUCAAGAACUUCGUCGGAGAAUUCAACAGCCUACCCGAACCGCUUUGGAAAUGGAAUUCCUGAACGGAUCGACGAAAAUGAGGUUGAUGCAAAUGAACAAUCAGUCCCUCACCUACAGUAUUACCAUGAGAAUCUAAGAACUCCAAAUUAUCGAGCUUCUAUGCCCGUCGGCCCUAGUUCGAACGAUUUUACGGAAGCAGGCGCCUCGACGACUCGCCACUUGACUCCCAAUUCAUAUGCCAGACAUUCUUCUAAUAAUUCAAGUCAAAGACCAUUAUCUGCGUACUCUGACCUUGGUGAUAGAGGGCAUUCACCAGUCAAUGGUCCCGGCUCACCAGUUUGGAAUGGACGUGCGGGAUCCGCUAACUCCGGGAGGUCUCAUGACAGGCCAAUGUCGUAUGCGGAUCUUUCUAAUAUGCCCUACACGAGGCAACAUGCACCAGGCCCGAUCUCACUUGACAAUUCACAGUUGAGGACAGUAGUAGGAUCCAAUGCGUCGUUACUCAGCGCACAAAAGACACUGGAGAUGUAUCGGCAAAACGCAAAGAAAUCGAGCAGUUCGGAGAUACAAUAUUCCUUUGCCAUAUUUCUAAUACAAGCGGCUCAAGAGGCCGGUCUGAAUGUAGAAGAAGAUACGCCGCGAAAAGCUAGCCCGAAGCCUGGCCGUAAUAGCCCUUAUAUUGAAGGCGAACCGGCCACUCCACAAAACCUGCUACGCGAAGCUAAGAGCAUUCUACAAAAACUAGCCGACCGAGGGUAUCCAUUUGCACAAUAUUAUUUAGCUGAUGGUUAUUCUUCUGGGCUUUUUAAUAGAGGAAAACCAGAUCACAAUACAGCUUUUUCUCUUUUCGUUUCGGCAAGCAAGCACGGCCAUGCUGAGUCUGGCUACCGUGCCGCGCUGUGUUAUGAAUUCGGGUGGGGUUGUAGAGCUGACGCUGCCAAAGCAGUCCAAUUUUAUCGAGCAGCGGCAGCUAAAAAUCAUCCUGGUGCAAUGACUCGUCUUGGUCGAGCCUGUCUCUCUGGCGACCUCGGCUUUGACAGAUACAAGGAGGGGCUUAAAUGGCUGAAACGGGCCACUGAAUCAGCAGAUGCUCAGUACAAUUCAGCACCAUAUCAUCUUGGAGUAUUAUACGAGAAUGGCUAUGGGGAAGAUCUUUUCAAAGAUGAAGCAUAUGCAGCUGAGCUGUUUACUCAAGCAGCAGAAUUGGGAAACGCGGACGCUUCUUUCAAAUUGGGUGAGGCAUAUGAACAUGGAAAACUUUCAUGUCCACGCGAUCCAGCUUUAAGUGUGCAUUUCUACAAUGGAUCUGCGGAGGCUGGUAAUCCCGAGGCUAUGAUGGCACUGUGUGCAUGGUAUCUCAUCGGUGCGGAGCCGGUACUCGAAAAAGACGAGAAUGAGGCAUACGAGUGGGCGCGACGAGCUGCUGAGACGAGUAAGUCUUCUACAUUAUUUAUUCAUCAACCUCAAACUUACCAUUUUAUAGAUCUUACCAAGGCAGUGUAUGCUGUGGGAUAUUUCACCGAGAUGGGUAUUGGUUGCCGACGCGAUCCGUUGGAAGCUAAUGUUUGGUAUGUGAAAGCAGCUGAAUGUGGCGAUGAGCGCGCGAAACACCGACUUGCCAAAAUUAGAAUUGCGGCAUCAGGAGGCACGCCAAUGGAAGUCGCGCCACCCAGAAAUGGAGCCAAAAUUAAAAAGAGUGCUUCGGCAGUUGACAAGCCAGGGAAAGAUGACAAAGAAUGUGUGAUAAUGUGAAGCCGGUAAAAGGAAUUUCAUUCUUUUGGGAGAGAGAGAAGCAAAGAACUCUGCGGAGUGCAAUUAGGUUCAAUCACUAAUAAUUGUAGAACGUUGAGAAGUAAGACUGUUAGUCUGAAAUUUAAUGUGAGGAAUAUGGCCCAGACUGUAUUGAUAGGAAGAACCUAAACCUAUUGGCUGUGGAUGUAGCUGUAGGGAAAUAGAAGGGGCUGGAUGUAGUAGGCAUCUCGCAAGAUAAGACUUGAAUGGAUCGCCCGAAAUGCUUUGAUUUUUCGCGUUUGAUACGUUGCAUGCGAGGCGGGCGUUUUAUUAUUUUACAUAAUGAGUGGCGUUUUUGGUUUCUUCUUUUCUAUCAUGGUUAAAGGAGAUGUGUGUAUGUUUUCUUCUAUAGCACUGAUAGUUUUUAUAUUUGAUCGAAAGGAGGGUGCAUAGGUUUCAGAGGGAGCAAAGUAAACUUUAUUCAAAUAGUGAAGGGGAAGAGGAAGAGGGAGGAAGCAAGGAAGAAGAGAAGAACCAGGCUAAGAAGCACAUAUUUGAAUAAGGGGAAAUGAUAAGGGUAGGAGGGAAUAGUGUACUAUCGGUUUAAUAGUAUGCUCGAUUGAGCGAAUGGGAUUGG